AUGCGGGCCUGUAACACUCCUGAGAUUCACGCACACCAGUCAGGCACUCAACCAACCAGCGGAACGCCAACUGACCAUUCGCGAAUCUACCGUUUCAAGCGGAAGCCCAAGAAGAAGAACAAGCUACAAGCUGCCAUGUGCAUUAAGGUUGAGUGCCCCACCUGCCACAAGGCCACGUGGAAGGGCUGCGGCCAGCACAUCGACGCCGCGCUCGUCGGCGUCAAAGAGGAGGAGCGCUGCCCCAACUGGAAGACCGGCAAGCACGAAAGCACCUGAGCAACAGUCGGACCAGAGUCAACGCGCUUACACGACACCUUCUAGCAGUUAGGGAUAGGAACGAAGACGUCGAGAUCCCGUUGACCCAACGUCACCACAAUUACCAUUUUAUCAAAUGAGAAAACAUUUAUCAAACUCCGACA
Messenger RNA from Phytophthora nicotianae INRA-310, 419 nucleotides. RefSeq lists its product as hypothetical. The transcript is spliced from 2 exons. The coding region runs from base 1 to 276 and encodes 91 amino acids. The record is from RefSeq and is a predicted model, not a curated record. Lineage: Eukaryota; Oomycota; Peronosporomycetes; Peronosporales; Peronosporaceae.